AUGAAGAAAUUCGGCUUUGGAAGCAAGAAAAGUGAGGGUGCAGAUGAGGAUAGCAACCGCUCAGCUCUUUUUGGGUCUAAAUCCAAGAAUAAAAAUCCGACUCCGUCGUCAAAUCCGUAUGCGCAGCCUCAGCAGUCAGCCGAUCCGUAUAGCCAAGGACGUGGACGCGGUGGACAGACUGAAGUGGGCGGAUAUGUACCCCCUUCAAAUCAAGGACGUCCUGGCAUGAAACCUCCAGCCAGCCAGGGAUAUGGUGCACCUAGAAACCCUUACGAGAAUCUUGAUAAUAAAUACGGUCGGAGUAAUGGUGGUUAUGCACCUGGAGGACCCGGAUACCAAAGUGGGUAUGGAGGAGACAGAUAUGGGCCUGGUGGCUAUGGUGGACUUGGGAGAGCCGACCCAAACGAUACAGCGUCCGUUGAUGAUAAUAGAGAUGCUCUUCUAGGAGAUGCACGGGCACGGCAACAAGAACGACGUUACAACCCUGCUCUGCAAGAUGUCCCACAAGGUGGUGUCAGUGGUGCUAGUGCUGAUGGAUCCAAUACCACUUAUGCCCCGACUUACCAGGAGAGGCAACUCACAGCAGAGGAAGAAGAAGAAGAAGACAUCCAAGCGAUGAAACAUGAAAUUCGAAUGAUAAAACAACAGGAUGUUUCUUCUACCCGCAAUGCUCUUCGUGCCGCCUUAGAAGCAGAAGCGACAGGCCGUGACACCCUCCUUCGUCUUGGUGCUCAAGGAGAACGAAUUCAUAAUACAGAAAAAAACCUUGACCUGGCCUCAAACCAAAACAAAAUUGCAGAUGAAAGAUCCCGGGAAUUAAAAAAGCUAAACAAAAGCAUGUUCGCCAUGCAUGUCUCUAAUCCAUUCACAGGCGAACAACGACGGCGUGCUCGUGACGAGGCCAUCAUUGAUCGUCACCAUGAAGAACGCCUUCAGCGAGAGGCUACUCGACAAGCCACAUUCCGGACAGAGCAACGUAUGGAUGAGACCUUCAAAACCCUAUCAAAGAAAGCUGCCGGUGGCCCACAGAAACAAACAAACCUUGCAGACAGGUCCAAAUACCAGUUUGAAGCUGACAGUGAAGAUGACGAAAUGGAAAAUGAGAUCGAGUCCAAUCUUACUGCGAUCGAAGGUGUUACUGGCAGGUUGAACCUUCUUGCUCAGGCCCAAGGUAGGGAGAUUGAGCAGCAGAAUGCCGAUUUGGGCCGAAUCAUAGGCAAGAGUGACCAUGUGGACGAUCAGAUCGUCAUGAAUAGCGCCCGACUUGGUCGUAUUCGUUGA
This is a messenger RNA of Histoplasma mississippiense, 1281 nucleotides long. RefSeq lists its product with no specific name. Bases 1 to 1281 code for a protein of 426 amino acids. Gene Ontology annotation, molecular function: SNAP receptor activity; syntaxin binding. Gene Ontology annotation, biological process: exocytosis; vesicle fusion. Gene Ontology annotation, cellular component: plasma membrane; SNARE complex. NCBI's taxonomy places the organism in Eukaryota, Fungi, Ascomycota, Eurotiomycetes, Onygenales, Ajellomycetaceae. The transcript has 3 exons. The record is from RefSeq and is a predicted model, not a curated record.